Messenger RNA from Gymnodraco acuticeps, 3311 nucleotides. RefSeq names its product neurotrypsin. Gene Ontology annotation, biological process: proteolysis. NCBI's taxonomy places the organism in Eukaryota, Metazoa, Chordata, Actinopteri, Perciformes, Bathydraconidae. Gene Ontology annotation, molecular function: serine-type endopeptidase activity. Gene Ontology annotation, cellular component: membrane. The record is from RefSeq and is a predicted model, not a curated record.
CUGCCCCCCACAGCAGCUCGUCAUUUUUAGCUCCAGCGCGUGCUGUCUGUCUGGAGUUCAGUUCCGCUCGGUCAGUGUGUGUCUGAGUGUUUGAGUGAGGGUGUCAGCUUGUUGUCAGCAUUAGAGGACAGGUUACCGGGGGCGGUGUUGGUUCAGUUGUGGAGGAAAUGGUCCCUGCAGGAUGGACCGGAACACGGGUCCCGGCUGGCUCCCGGUCUGCGCGCUGCUCGCCCUGUUUGUGUGUGAGGUCACUGAAGGUGGACACUUGAAUAUUGUGCAGAGACCAGCUCCUCUCUCCUGUGCACAUGGCUUCACAGAGCUGGGCUACUAUAACGGCUCAGUCUCCCUCACGGAGUCUGGCUCCCCCUGCCUGAAAUGGACAGACUUCCCAGACUACAUGCGGCAGUACCCGGGCCGAGGCCUGGGCCCCCACAGCUUCUGCCGGAGCCCGGACCGAGAGGAGCAGCCCUGGUGCUUCAUCAGGCAGAGCUCCGGAGCCAUCGGCUGGGCCCACUGUGACUGCCACCAGGGUGCAGCAAGAUUGGUGGGAGGGUCGUCAAGCACCAGCGGACGUGUGGAGGUCUAUCUGAAUGGCCAGUGGGGGGCAGCAUGUGACUCGCACUGGAACGACCGGGAUGCCAGCGUCAUAUGCAGGCAGCUAGGACUGGGUGAGAUUGGCACAGCGCUGCAGCACUCAUACUUCGGCCCGGGGACCGUCUUCCACUAUGAGCGUCUGGGUUGCCGUGGUAAUGAGAAUUCCCUAAUGGAGUGCCGGAGCAGGAAGUUUGUCACCAGCGACUGCAACCAUGGUAACGAAGCAGGGGUGAUUUGUGCUGAACCUGAAGGCACUGGUCUCCCUUUGAGGCUGGUGGGGGGGCUGGAGGACUUUGAAGGCCGUGUGGAGGUGUACAGGGACGGCAGGUGGGGAACCAUCUGUGAUGACCGCUGGGAUGACAUUGAUGCUGAGGUGGUGUGCCGCCAGCUGGGCCUGGGGGGCGUGGCCAAGGCGUGGACAUGGGCCCACUUCGGCCAGGGGGCAGGUCCCAUCUUCCUGGAUGGGGUUGAGUGUUCGGGCAAUGAGCUCUCCCUGGAGGAGUGUCCUCAUAACAUGUGGGAGAGACACAACUGUGACCACAUGGAGGAUGCAGGGGUCUCCUGCAACCCUCACACAGACGGUGCGGUGCGCCUGGUGGGAGCAAACAGUCCCUGGGAGGGCCGGGUGGAGAUCUACCAUCAUGGGGAAUGGGGCACAGUGUGUGAUGACAGCUGGACUGAAGUCAACGCCCGGGUGGUGUGCAGGCAGCUGGGCUUCAGGAGCCGAGCAGAGGUGGCCCCUGACCAAGUGUCUGAAGAGGGUCGGGGGCUAAUCCUGCUGGACGAGGUGCAGUGCCAGGGACCAGAGGCCACUCUACUGGCCUGCACCCACUCUGAGUGGGGCCAACAUGACUGCUCCCACAGGGAGGAUGUAGGUGUCCGCUGUGAGAGGGGGGGUGGAACCAAUGAGAUACCAGGCCUUUUGCCUAUUGGCCCUCUGCUGCGAUUGGUGGCUGGAGAGAGCAGGAAGGAGGGCAGAGUGGAGGUCUUCAUCAACGGCCAGUGGGGGAGCGUCUGCGAUGAUGGCUGGAAUGAUGUCCAUGCAGCUGUGGUUUGCAGACAGCUUGGAUUCACCGGUGUGGCUAAAGCUCGCUCCAUGGCGUACUUUGGAGAAGGUCAGGGUCCCAUCCACCUGGACAACGUGCGCUGCUCGGGCACAGAGACGUCUUUAGGCCAGUGUGCGGCUGCGGCUCAGGACGCCCAUGACUGCCGCCACAGUGAGGAUGCCGGGGUCAUCUGCGACUACACCCUGGACCCUCUGGGGGCCGGGGCCCUGCAGACCUGUGGCCUGAGGCUCAACAACCAGAGGAGGCGCCGCAGGAUCAUAGGGGGGGAUAAGUCCCUAAGGGAGUGGCCAUGGCAGGUUUCAGUGUGGCUGCGCUCUCAGUCCAGAGGGGCCAACCCUCUGUGCGGGGCCUCUCUGUCGGACACUGCUGGGCUGCUGACGGCCGCUCACUGCUUCAAGAGAUUUGGCAGUGACCCAACCCGCUACGUGGUGCGCCUUGGUGACUACCAUACCGAGGAGCAGGAUGACUUUGAACGCACCUUGUCACCUGAACGCAUCGUUAUCCACAGGAAGUACCACAGUCAGGGCUGGGAGCACGACAUCGCCCUGCUGCGGCUCAAAGGCACAGAGGGAAGCUGUGUGGCGUUCAACCCUCACACUGCAGCCGUGUGUCUGCCACAGGUGGGCAGCCGGCGGGAGAAGAGGCCUACCGCCUGCGUGAUCACCGGCUGGGGCCUGACAGACUCGGAGUACUCCCGCACCCUGCUGCAGGCCUGGGUCCCCCUGCUGCCAGCCUGGAGGUGCAAGAAGACCUACGGGGAACGCUUCACCAGCCGCAUGCUGUGUGCAGGGAGCCUGUCGGAGCACCACCGGGUGGACAGUUGCCAGGGUGACAGUGGGGGUCCGCUGGUUUGCCAGGGGGAGGGGGGCCACUGGGUUCUCACAGGAGUUAUCUCCUGGGGUCAUGGCUGUGGUAACCCUUCCUUCCCUGGGGUGUACACACGUGUUAGCAGGUUUCUGCGAUGGAUUGACAAGGUCAUAAACAAACCCUACAACACCUGAUGGAGGACAUGCUUUUACAGCUGGGUAUGUGUGGUUGGAUGAGGUCACUGAGGUAUUGAUUGAUUGAAAAUUGUAUUAACAGAUUGCAGAAUGGGUACAAUACAGUACAGCUCAAUCCACACAAUUGUUAAGGGGAUGCAGACCAGAGAAAGACUUUUGUCUUGUUUACAUCAGGGUCCCCCAUUUUAAUUCAUCAUAACAUAUAUGACAUACAUGACACACACUGAGCCCACCUCUUCACAACUCUUACACAGCUUUCUGUACAAACAUGCAGCAGCAGUAACCUCACACUAUGCACUGAGGCCACCAGAACACGUAGAACCCGACCCAGGAUCCCCCCUGGGACCAGAACACUGACCACAUUUAUCCCAACAGAAACACACACAAUGACCUUAAACAACACUAAGAACCUGCAGCAACAACACCUAGAUCACUUUUGUGUAAAAUGAUCAUUUAUUCAUUUAUUUAGAGUCCAGGUUCCACAACAACAAGAGGACUCUUCUUUACUGCACGACCUGUGCGCAUCAGAAAUUAAUCAGAAUGCUCAAUGCGCUUCAAGGCACUUUGUGUUACCAUUUUUGUUUCGUGGUUUACUGUAAUUUAAUCCAGGUGUAAAAAUUGAGAUAAAAGUAUGGAAUUGCAAACUAAA